This is a messenger RNA of Phaeodactylum tricornutum CCAP 1055/1, 873 nucleotides long. RefSeq lists its product with no specific name. Gene Ontology annotation, biological process: glutamate metabolic process. The annotation marks the transcript as partial. Gene Ontology annotation, molecular function: D-glutamate cyclase activity. The record is from RefSeq and is a predicted model, not a curated record. Lineage: Eukaryota; Bacillariophyta; Bacillariophyceae; Surirellales; Neidiaceae. The transcript has 2 exons.
CCUUGGAAGGCACCUACUGAUAUCACCCGUCAAUCAGAAGCCCCGCAAGAAGCUCCAACUUUGGAAUGGCACGGCGCGCCGGAAUUUAAAUCACCUGAUCCUGCGUUACCACGUGCUUUUCGACAAAAAGUGCGGGACGGGUACUUGACGGGACCGACCAAUGGCGCGUGUCCUGGAUUUCUGCAGUGCAAUGUUGUUAUAUUACCUCAGGGACAAACCGCAUUCGACUUUUUACUCUUCUGUCAACGCAAUCCAAAGUCAUGUCCCCUUAUUGACGUCUGCGAUGUAGGAUCGCCACACCCUUGGGGUGUGGCGCCUCUAGCGGAUCUUCGUACUGACGUUCCAAAAUAUGCUAUUUACAGAAAUGGUAAGCUCGAACAAGAAGUCACAGACGCGACAUCUUUUUGGCCCGAAAAUUCUGUUGCAUUUUUAAUUGGUUGCAGCUUUUCCUACGAUGGUGCGUUGAUGGAAGCAGGUAUUCCUCUUCGAUCUGCCGAGCAGGGCAAGAACGUGCCUAUGUACCGGACCAGCCUUAAAUGUCGCAGCGCGGGCAAGUUGCACGGGAAUGUGGUGGUUUCCAUGAAACCCAUCCCAGCGCUGCAGAUAUCGAGGCACGUCGAAAUCACCUCCAAGUAUCCGCACGCACACGGAGGGCCGGUUUGUAUUGGGCGACCCGAUGUCAUUGGUGUAUUUGACCUGGAACGACCAGACUGGGGCGAAGCGAUUGACUUGGGCCCAGACGAAGUGCCCGUGUUCCAUGCGUGUGGUGUGACACCACAGGCAGUCCUCAUGGACUCGAAGGUGCCCUUUGCCAUUACGCACGCAGCAGGGCACAUGUUUGUGACGGACCUACCGUCUAAUAUGGGGGUUUAA